UCCUUUAACCCGGAAUAAGAAGUCGCGGCUCUUUAACAAGCAGGAAGUGUGUGUGAAGUGACAGUUCAGCAUGGCGGUGGAUGUGAAGUCCAGAGCCAAACGCUAUGAGAAGCUGGAUUUCCUUGGAGAGGGUCAGUUUGCCACAGUGUACAAAGCCAGAGACAAGACUACUGACACUAUAGUUGCCAUAAAAAAGAUCAAGGUUGGUCACAGGACUGAGGCUAAAGAUGGUAUCAACAGGACUGCCCUUCGAGAGAUCAAACUGCUGCAGGAGUUGCAUCAUCCUAAUAUCAUUGGGCUGUUGGAUGCUUUUGGACACAAAUCCAACAUUAGCCUCGUGUUUGAUUUUAUGGAGACAGAUCUGGAGGUGAUCAUCAAAGACACCAGCCUGGUACUGACCCCAGCCAACAUCAAAGCCUACAUCCUCAUGACUCUACAGGGACUGGAAUACAUGCACCAACACUGGGUCCUGCACAGGGAUCUGAAGCCCAAUAACUUGCUAUUAGACGGCAAUGGAGUGUUGAAGUUGGCCGAUUUUGGUUUGGCUAAAGCAUUCGGCAGCCCCAACAGAGUCUACACACAUCAAGUUGUUACCAGGUGGUACCGCUCCCCUGAGCUCCUGUUUGGUGCCAGGAUGUACGGCGUAGGUGUAGACAUGUGGGCAGUGGGAUGCAUCCUGGCAGAGCUGCUCCUUCGGUUACCAUUCCUUGCUGGAGAUUCAGAUUUGGACCAGCUGACAAAGAUCUUUGAGGCUCUGGGGACGCCGACGGAGGAGACCUGGCCCGGAGUGAGUAGUCUACCAGACUAUGUAUCCUUCAAAGUGUUUCCCGGCACACCUCUGGAGCACAUCUUUAGUGCAGCUGGAGACGACUUGUUAGAGCUGCUGCAGGGCCUCUUCACCUUCAACCCCUGCACAAGAACCACAGCUACACAGGCUCUGAAGAUGAGGUACUUCAGUAAUCGGCCCGGUCCCACUCCUGGCCCCCAGCUGCCCAGACCCAACUGUUCAGCUGAAGCCCUGAAGGAGAAGGAGACCAUCGGGUUCAAGAGGAAAAUAGAAGGCCCAGAGACUAGUGUGAUGAAGAAGAAGCUGAUUUUCUGACCCAGUGGGACAUUCCAUGAGAAAACCAUGAACAUAAAACACUCUGCGUGGCUCAUCUUCCUGCAUGGCUCAGGGUUUUCCACUGGAGUGGAAAAGAAUUUCCCAAACCAGUGAAGAGGGCUCACAUAUGAUUAACUUUUGGACAUUUUAGAGGUUAUAGCUGUUUAAAAAAAUGGAUUUGUGGCUAAGGUCAGCUUUAAGCCCCAGUCUGUCCAGUGUCCAGUGUGCUGCUGUGUCCAACAAGUGAAGCUUUGCAAAGACUCUCUGUUGUCAGCAGUGGUGGCUCCGCUCUUUCCUCAUUGUAGGAAUGAUGCCUGAACUCUUGAAUUGUAGAAUAGAUCUAUUUAUGUGACUGAAAAAGAGAACAGCUAAACUAGGAAACUUGAUUAAUUUCAUGUUCAUAUAUUUUUUAUUUUUAUUUUUUGUAUGUACUGCAGACCAAUAAAUGGUGAAAUUGCAUA
Molecule: messenger RNA, 1563 nt
Organism: Myripristis murdjan (pinecone soldierfish)
Lineage: Eukaryota; Metazoa; Chordata; Actinopteri; Holocentriformes; Holocentridae
Gene: cdk7
Product: cyclin-dependent kinase 7
Exons: 12
Coding region: 71-1102 (343 amino acids)
Biological process (GO): protein phosphorylation; positive regulation of transcription by RNA polymerase II
Cellular component (GO): cytoplasm; transcription factor TFIIK complex; transcription factor TFIIH holo complex
Molecular function (GO): cyclin-dependent protein serine/threonine kinase activity; RNA polymerase II CTD heptapeptide repeat kinase activity; ATP binding
Source: RefSeq, a predicted model, not a curated record